GGGAGGUUGCUGUGAGCAGGUGGGAUCCGCUCAGUGUCGCUGCUGCUGCUCUGUCUGCGUCUCACUCGUAACACAAGCUCAUCGGGAAGCGUAGCUGAAUAACUACCAGCGUAGAAAUGUAUGAAACAGUGUAGUACAUUUUUUAAAAAAGCUUGACAUUUUGCUAUCGCACGAGAAAAAAACACUAACAGCGGCGUAAUUCGGUUUUUCCCUAAUCUGAAAUUUUCAUUACAUGGCACAAGAUUCCGUGGAAAGAAGAGGAAAGGUUUGAUAACGACGAAAAUUAAGCCUCUUUUCUGUACAUGAGUGAGUCAGAGUCAUAUUUCAGUUCCAGCUAUCUGUGUCGCUAGCCGCUCGAAGCUGGGGGCCCGGUAUGGACUCAACGAAGAGCUUAUGCCAAGAGUGGAUUUAAUUGAUUGAUCAAAAAUUGUUUUGAGACAGCCUAAAGCUGCCGAAGUUCACCCUGAUACCAUUUUUGGACACCGGAGGGUUGUUUUAAAAGUCCGUGGACAUGGGGGAGCAACCUAUCUUCACCACCAGGGCUCAUGUCUUCCAGAUCGACCCCACCACCAAGAAGAACUGGGUCCCUGCCAGCAAGCAGGCCGUCACCGUCUCAUACUUCUACGACAGCACGCGCAACAGCUACCGCAUCAUCAGCGUGGACGGCUCCAAGGUGAUCAUCAACAGCACGAUCACACCCAACAUGACCUUCACAAAGACCUCGCAGAAGUUUGGCCAAUGGGCUGACAGCAGAGCCAACACCGUCUUUGGCCUGGGAUUUGCCUCUGAGCAGCAGCUUGCAAAGUUUGCAGAAAAAUUCCAGGAAGUCAAAGAGGCAGCAAAACUUGCAAGAGACAAAUCUCAAGAAAAGAUGGAAACCUCAAGUAAUCAUUCCCAGGAAUCUGGCCGUGAGACCCCGUCCUCCACUCAAGCCUCCAGCAUCAACGGCACGGACGAUGAGAAGAUCUCCCACGUGGGGCCGGCGGACGCACUCCUGAAGAGCGAGAACGACCGCCUCAAGACCGCUGUGGAACAGAGCAACACUAAUGCCAAGAAGUGGGAGACGGAGCUGCAGACCUUGAGGGAGAGCAAUGCCCGCCUGGUGGAGGCGCUGAAGGAGUCCUCCGCCAACGUGGAGACAUGGAAGAAGCAGUUGGCUGCCUGCAAGGAGGAGAGUGACCAUCUCAGGGACAAGAUCACAGAGCUAGAGGCGGAGUGUAACGAGGCCAAUCAGGAGAAGGAGAGGAACGCUCAGCUGACAGUGCGAGUGCAGGAGCUGGAGUCCGAGCUUCAAGAGAAGGAGCAGGAGCUGGAGAACCUGAGGAAGCAAGCUGAGAUAAUCCCUCAACUCAUGGAGGAAUGUGAAAAUAUCACACAGAAACUACAGGCUGCUGAGAUGAAAAACAAAGACCUGGAGGAGAGGAUAGAGACACUACAAACAGACAUAGAGGACAGCAACCACAAGCAAGGUCACCUGAAGGUCGAGCUGAAGAAGUUCAUGGACAUCUUGGACGGGAAGAUCGAUGAGCUCCACGAGUUCCGGCAAGGACUGUCCAAAUUAGGGGUGGACAACUGAGAGGAGGUGCAGGAAGAGCUGUACUGCACAUUAAGAACAGAUAUCACAGAAGGGUUCUGGGAUGACGCGGACCCCAAAGUGGGUUUCCGCCGAAACAAUCAGAUUAAAACAAAAUGGUAAAGUGGUAAAGUGGGAGGAAAGGAAGUGGCAAGAGUACUCCACCUGUUGGCAUCUCCCCGUGUCAGUGUUCUGGAAUCACAUUUAGAGCUGAAUUUGUAGUUUACUGAACUGUUGUAAUUACCCUUUUCAUAGCAGGAGAAAAAAAAAAGAUGGAGGACAGGUGGAGGAUUCAGUCUUAAAUGAGUGCACGGCUCAGGCAGUUAGAAUGCUUUCAUAAGGACGAUCCAUUAGCGAAACGUUAAGUACAGCAAGACAGUCAAGUCAUAACAGCCCUCCAUUAUACUGGCCACCUACAUAAUUAUUAGAUGUAAAAAAGAGAGAAGUGAAUCCCGCAUGCGGCUGAUUCACAAUGAUCUCAGGUCAGCUUGAAAGCCGUUUGUCCACCACAAUAUGCACAUACAUGAUCUGCACAUUGUCACAAAGUGCCUCAGUUUUGAGUCUUUAUGAACUGCAACGAAGGCCCAUCUCUCUUUGUAUGAACUAUUUUAUAACCCCAACAGGAGAGUCAAGGAUUGAUGUAACUAUUAUUACUACUGCCAUAUUUCUGCAGAAAUUUACAGGAUAAUUUUAAGAAGUCCUUAGUUGGUCCAGAACACUAAUCCCAAAUGUGCAAAUAGCACAACACAAUUUCAGGGUUCCUCAAAACUGUACUGAAUCAAAUAAAAAAUUGUGAUAAAAGAACAGCCGUGGAGUUGAAAUCAAAAUCGAGAGAGAUUAAAAAACACACAAACACAUCCCGUGGAUGCUGUACUUUUGUAGUUGUAAACACCACAACUGAAAAAGAGUAGACCUCUCUUGCAAGGUCUGUUGAGAAAAAACAAAUGAAAAGGUUUCAGUAAUAAUUCACUGUUGCUUUGGAAACACAGUGUGCAAGAUUGUAUGUGCAUAAGAAUAAAAGACCUGUUUUGAAAUUCUGAUUAGGGAAACUGUGAUGUAGGCUAAAGCGUGGGAGGGGGUUCCAAAAACUAUGCCAGGGACGCAGUUCAUGAUGAGUGCUGUGUUCUGAGGAUUUUGCAUGUACGAUAUGAGUUCUGUCAAUUCUUAGAGCCAAGUUACGUCUCCGAAUUUGUAAUUCACGUCGAGAAUGUGCUUCCCACAUUACUGUUUCUUUGUGUGGUGGUGAGUUUCGGGAAAGGGGGUUGCUGCAAGACUAUGGAACUUCGUGUAAGUGUUCUACACGAGUAAUACUUCAAUAUAGCCUGAUGGGGUUGCUUUUUUCCCAACAAAAAUCUUUGUGCUGGUGCCUAUAGAUUUCUCAGUCUAGCUGUCUUCAGCAAUGACCCAGUAACAGCAUUACCUUAACGUUCUCUGCGAGUACAGUGUAUUAAUUAUAGGUAUCUGGGUUCAUAAAUUUUAUAUAUAGAAACCCUUGGCCAGGGGGUGGGAAUAUUGUACUCUUUGUUUUUUAAGAAAAGGUGUGAAGUCCCUCUCUUCCUCUGGAGUGCAGCUCCAUGCUGUAUUUGAAUGUUGUAGUUCACAAAGAUCAGUUGGGUGUCUUGUGGAUGAACAUUUGUGGGGAAACUAUUAUGCCGUGUGUGUAUUUUCUAUCACUGUUUCAAAAAUAUUUUGCAAGCUGUUGUUCACUAUAGAUGAAUGAAUGUGUCUGUCCCCUUCCACAGUUAAAAAAUAUUUAGCCCCUUGGCAGAUGCUGAAGCGGCUUCGUGCUGACAUUGAUAGGGGUCAUCCCUGCGGUUACCACGGUGAGAACACGACUUUUCAUCCUUCCUGAAGAAGCAGAAUGACUCCUACCCACUUUUGUGAUUUCUCUUCAACAUUGUACCAUAUAGAGUUAUUGUUAAAAUAUAGUUUAAUUAAAAUGUGCUGUCUGUAGGUUUUCUUCAGCGACACGAGACGAAUUUGGGUUGAGAUUUGUCAGCUGUGGUAGGGAAAGAGGAAGUACAGGGGUACAAAUGACUCCUGCGUACACAGUGUACUAAAUUACUGUCCGAGCUGACUUGCCAUGGAGACUAUGACAGAGCCCGCUUUAAUGACCUUAUUUGAUCAGAAUGUGUGCUUUCUCGUUCCUGCAGCCAGACAAAUCUCAGUGCCCAAACGCUGUAAACCCACACAAAGCUCAAAGUAAAGCCUCUAGGUUCUCUCCAAA
Molecule: messenger RNA, 3800 nt
Organism: Megalops cyprinoides (Indo-Pacific tarpon)
Lineage: Eukaryota; Metazoa; Chordata; Actinopteri; Elopiformes; Megalopidae
Product: homer protein homolog 2-like
Exons: 9
Coding region: 512-1576 (354 amino acids)
Biological process (GO): regulation of store-operated calcium entry; G protein-coupled glutamate receptor signaling pathway
Cellular component (GO): cytoplasm; dendrite; postsynaptic density
Molecular function (GO): G protein-coupled glutamate receptor binding
Source: RefSeq, a predicted model, not a curated record